AUGCGGGGUGAUGAGGCCGGGAGGGGGCGUGUCGCUGUGGGGAUUUCCAUGGCAUGUUCAGCCUGUCAGGGACUGCUCAGGGAACCACCAUCACUCCAUUUCACACAUGUCAAACUGCGCCUUGGAUUAAAGGAGAACUCUAAUUCUGACACUAUGCAUGAAUUGUCCUGGGAGGCAGAUCCGUUGUCCCUGUCAAGGCCCCCGGACCACAAGGCCACAGAUCAUAAGCUUGCUGAAAUUGAUAUUCUCUUUAAAAUCCUCAAUGAGCAAAGGGACCAGCCUCUGCCCUCCCUCCCCAGACCCUCUCAGCCUGGGACCCACAUCCAGCAGCAGUCACAAAGCCCUGAUGUCUGCAAACCCAGGCUGGUGGCAAGAGGCUCCAGUGCAGCGUAUAACUUGGUGCAGCCUUUAAGUAGUUCCAGCCGGGACAUGAUGGCGACUCCUCCCUCCCGCUGUCUGCCUGGUACUGAGCUGCUGGAGCGAGUCCUGGAGAGGCCUUCCCUGGUGGUGGUGGAGGAGCCCAAAGACAGAGGCAUGAGGUUCCGAUACGAGUGUGAGGGCCGGUCAGCUGGGAGCAUCCUGGGAACGUCCAGCACCGAGUCCAGCAAGACGCAGCCUGCCAUAGAGAUCCAGGGUCCAACUGACCACAUCAAGAAGGUGAAAGUCACAGUUUCUCUUGUGACCAAAGACAUCCCUCACCGGCCGCACCCACACUGCCUCGUCGGAAAAGACUGUCCGCACGGUUCAGGAAUUUGUGUCGUUACGUUUAAUCCUAAUGUCAGCCGUAGACACAGUUUUGCCAACCUUGGUAUUCAGUGUGUGAGGAGGAAAGAGUUGGAGGCAUCACUACAAAAGCGGAGGAGUCUGAAUAUCGACCCAUUUGAAACUGACAAUUCAAGGGGUAUUGAAGACAUCGACAUGAAUGUGGUUCGCCUGUGCUUCCAAUGUGAACUUGAGUGGGAGGACGGCAAAAAGGACUGCCUCAAGCCAGUCGUGUCGAAGCCCAUCUAUGAUAAAAAGGCUACAACCACAUCCCAGCUAAAAAUCACAAGACUAAACCUGGAUCGAGGGCCGUGCACUGGCAAGACGGAGGUGUACAUGCUGUGUGACAAGGUGCAGAAAGAUGACAUUGAAAUUGUCUUCCGACGAGACUCAUGGAAAGCAAAUGGAGAGUUUGCACAAACAGACGUCCAUCGCCAGGUGGGCAUCGUGUUCAAGACGCCUCCAUAUCAGGACCAGAACAUCACAGAGGAGGUGGAGGUCAGCUUGAGUCUGCGCCGCGUCUCAGACCAGAUGGAGAGUGAACCAGUGACCUUUAUAUACAGACCCUGCAAUUCAGAUCCUUAUGAAGUUAAGCGUAAAAAAAUCAAAUCUGACAUGAACUACACGGAAAGGCCGUGUACAUCAGAAAAGACCACUUCUGCUGCGGAGCCGUUCCACAUUCCUCCAAACCCUCUGGGAUCGUCUUCAGAAGAGCUGCUUCGUCCUGCGCACUCUGGUCCAUUUCAAGGAGAAGUGUGCUACAUGGAACCACAGUGCUCCAACAUGGCCCCCGAGGAGAGCUCUCUCAUCAAUCAGCUGCUGGACAUGCCAGGAUUUAUGGACAUAUUAUCUGACCCUAAUUUUUCGGCCUCUCUUCCUUCUGGCUUUGACCAGGGGCCUGAUGCGAAUGCCACUUUCACAAGCCUGGAUAUGAACUCUGGUCCGUACUUCCAGGAUUUUUCUCAUUAUAAUGAUUUGCAGUUUAACAUGCUUGUCAAUGAAAGUCAUACCGGGUCAUCUGACAUGGACAGCUCCGCCCCUUUGGUCCAGGUAAAGACUGAAGAUGAGCUAUGA
Messenger RNA from Knipowitschia caucasica, 1836 nucleotides. Lineage: Eukaryota; Metazoa; Chordata; Actinopteri; Gobiiformes; Gobiidae. The record is from the annotation of a GenBank genome assembly.